AGCACGUCACGGACAAGCAGCCGGUCCAGAGCCACGUCGACAGUGACCAGCAGCAUCUUCACUCUCAACAACAAGAAGAGAUCAACCUCAAGAAAGAAGCAGCAGCUGGGAAGUUGCUUCAAAGUUGAAUCCGCGGACGAGUGAAGUGGCCGCCAGAUCUGGAACCCGAACCCUGCUCUGCCCCACAGCGUGCGGCGUGUACGCUACGCCCCACUGCUAUCGUGCAGAUAAAAGGAAGCCUUCACCCAGAGAUGAGUGAGAGUAGAGCAAGCAGAGGGAAUGGCGCACCGGGGUUUGUUUAACGCAGAGAGGUUCCAGGAGGGUCCGUUGACGAACGAUCUGAGGUUUGGAGCGCAGACGCAGAUGCAGACGCAGACGCAGACGCAGACGUCGCAGGAGCAGCUGUACGCGCUGACGAACGCGAUCAAGAAAGCGACGCUGAAAGAUGAUCUUGCGCCGAAAGCCAAGCAUGUUGACUACUGCGUGGAGUAUACCUGGCGCAACGAGACCGCGCUGUAUUUCUGGUCGCAGAUAAAAGCGCAAUCAACGGGCGCGAAAGGCAAUAGCGUACGGAUAUUCAAAGCCCUUGCGCUCGCGCACAGAGUCAUGCAGGACGGACACCCUACCGCGCGGAGUAUGGCCCCGCGGUAUCUGGACUGGUUCGUGGGCAUUAGUGAAGAUGAGAGAGCGCAGAAGGGAGCAGGAGUAGAGAUGGCGGGGUUGGUGAGGGAGUAUGCGGGGUGUUUGGCGGAGAAAGUGAGGUUGCAUUCGCGGUAUGCUGGGUUUGAUGGACUCCUCCGUGAGAUUGAAGGGACACCGACGUUAUCCUCCGCGCAAAACUACUCCCUCGCGCUCGACCUGCAAAACAUGCACUCCCAGUUCUCGAAAUUCUUCUCAAAUCUGCUCACACAGAUCUCCGCCGACCGCAGCGCAAAGUCCCUCGACCCCUCGCUGCUGUGCGUGAUUAAAGAGACAGCGGGGGUGCAAAGACUCGCCACGUCCGUGCUGAGAUCGGUGUAUAGAGAGGGAGGAGAGUAUGAUCUUGCUGCGUUGAGGGUGAAGUACGAAGAGCAGCAUCGGGAAUUACGAGAGUUACUCGCUCUAUGCUUGCAGCAGAGUUUAUUUACCCAAGAAAUUGAGAGUCUGGAAUUUGCAGAGACACCGCCUGAUGUACAGGAAGAAGCGCUGCCGGCGUAUGAAAGAGUGCCGGAGUACCACGACCAGCAUGAUCCUCCGGCUUACGACGGUCGAUGAUGGUCAUAGAUUGUUAAUACACAAAUACAGUAGAUGCACGAGAAAUCUGCAUUCAGCAAGCGGGCGAGGUGGGUAAUAGAAAGGAGCUCCGUAUAUCGAUCAAAUAGAUCAGAAACAGUUCCACACUCAAAGACCUGCAAUGACCUAAAUACACCUACUCACCUUCUAGACCCUAUAAACUACCACCUUCCAGACCUCCAUAACUACUCAUCGUC
Molecule: messenger RNA, 1469 nt
Organism: Myxozyma melibiosi
Lineage: Eukaryota; Fungi; Ascomycota; Lipomycetes; Lipomycetales; Lipomycetaceae
Product: ANTH domain-containing protein
Exons: 4
Coding region: 280-1254 (324 amino acids)
Biological process (GO): clathrin coat assembly; actin filament organization; endocytosis
Cellular component (GO): clathrin-coated vesicle; actin cortical patch
Molecular function (GO): clathrin light chain binding; clathrin-cargo adaptor activity; actin filament binding
Source: RefSeq, a predicted model, not a curated record